UUCUUCCUCCCACCCCUUUCAUCCCUUGCAGUGUCACAUUCACUGGUCAAUGCACCCCUGUUUAGAGACUGCUAUAAGUAGUAGACCAGAGGGUCAUUGUUCAACUCACUUUGUUUGUGUUGAGCUACUGAAUGGUAGAUAUAUCCCCUGCUUCCCCACCCACUCCUUUAGCUGCAACUUAUUUGUCACUUUCUAUCAGGUUCAUUGCCAUCUGCGUUAUUAUCUUUUGAGCCACAUUGAAGCCAGGGAUCGGAGGGCUGGGCAGGUGGGGAGGGGAGGAGGAUUGUCAUUGGGAUAGGCAUGAAAUAAAGGCACACACUUUGACCAAAAUUCUGAGCGUGCAGUUGGAGAUCUCAGGAACUUUAAGGAAACAGAGCGCUGCAAAAUGUUGGUGAAUCAUUGGAACUCUGCUGCUCACAAUGAGAACUCUUCUAGAAUCAUCCGAGUUGGAACAAGAAAGAGCCAGCUUGCUCGGACUCAGACUGGCUUCGUGACAGACAUGCUGAAGCAAUGUUAUCCAAACACGGAACUUGAAAUCAUUGCUAUGACAACCACUGGGGACAAAAUUCUGGAUACAGCGCUCUCAAAGAUUGGAGAGAAGAGCCUGUUCACAAAGGAGCUGGAAACUGCAUUGGAGAAAAAUGAAGUUGACCUGGUAGUUCAUUCUCUAAAAGAUCUGCCAACUACACUCCCUCCAGGGUUUACAAUUGGAGCCAUCUGCAAACGUGAAAUUCCCUUUGAUGCUGUUGUUCUGCACCCGAGCCAUGCAGAUAAAUCCCUGGACACACUGCCGGAGAGAAGUGUAGUGGGAACUAGUUCCCUACGACGAGCUGCGCAGCUAAGACGGAGAUUUCCUCACCUGGAAUUCAAGGAUAUUCGAGGCAAUUUGAAUACUAGGUUAAAGAAGCUUGAUGAGAAAAAUGAUUACAGUGCUAUUGUACUAGCAGCAGCUGGACUGCGAAGAAUGGGAUGGGAGAAUCGGAUCAGUCAGGUUCUACAGCCUGAAGAUUGUAUGUAUGCUGUGGGUCAGGGUGCCUUAGGUGUAGAAGUGAGAAUGAAUGACACUGCUGUCCUGGACAUGGUUUCUGCUCUCAAUGACACUGAAACGGUCCUGCGCUGUAUUGCUGAGCGUUCCUUCAUGAAGCACCUGGAGGGAGGCUGCAGUGUUCCUGUUGCUGUUCACAGUGCCGUUAAUGAAAACCAGCUCUACCUCACAGGGGCUGUGUACAGUCUUGAUGGAUCUGACAGUUUGAAAGAGACUAUGCAAACGAGUAUAUCACCUCAAACCCAGGAUGAAGAUCGCGGUGAUGACGAUGUUCAGCACGUUGGGGUCACAGCAAAGAAAAUACCUCAGCACUCGCAGAUAGCAGCUGAGAAAUUAGGGAUGCAUUUGGCUAACCUACUGCUGAGCAAAGGUGCCAAGGAAAUCCUGACUGUCGCAAGGCAGCUGAAUGAUGCGAGAUAAUACUCUAGUUUUAUGCUGAAUGUCGUUAUUUAGGUGUUUAUAAUAUUAUAAAUACACACACAGUAACCAAAGGUAAUGGGCAAUAUCCCUACUGAGUGGCUUAUACAUCCCAUUUACAUUCUCCAUUCUAUUAUACCCUGACUUGCUUCUAA
Messenger RNA from Chiloscyllium plagiosum (whitespotted bambooshark), 1617 nucleotides. It is a transcript of the gene hmbsb, whose product is annotated as hydroxymethylbilane synthase, b. Gene Ontology annotation, molecular function: hydroxymethylbilane synthase activity. Gene Ontology annotation, cellular component: cytoplasm. The record is from RefSeq and is a predicted model, not a curated record. Lineage: Eukaryota; Metazoa; Chordata; Chondrichthyes; Orectolobiformes; Hemiscylliidae. Gene Ontology annotation, biological process: heme biosynthetic process.